CCCCCAGUCUGGGUGACGUUCAAGAGCAACUGCUGGAGAAUAACGACAAAACUAAAGUCAAGAUGUCUGUCCUGACCUUCAAUGCUUCUCACCUCCAUGAUGGAGAGAAUAUCUCCUGCACUGUGGUCUACAAGAAACAAGAUGGCAGCAGAGAUGCAUCUGUGAGCAGUUUAACAGCUGCUGUUUUCUAUUCACCCAAAGACACCACAGUGUCAGUCAGCCCCUCUGGUCCAGUCCAACAGAGCACUAUUGUGACUCUGACAUGCACAAGUAAUGCAAACCCAGCAGUAAAGAACUUCACCUGGUACAGAGAUGAUGGAAGCCAGGAGACUGUCAUUGGAACCAAAGAAGUUUUAAACAUUCAAGCAUCUGAAGUCAGUCGGCCGUUUUUCUGUGAGGCUGCAAAUGAUGUUGGAGUUGGACGUUCCAACCUGAGUCACAUAGAUGUUCAGUUUCCUCCACAGAUCCUGCCAUCAUCUGAUUGCACCACAACUGCAGGCCAGCUCAACUGUUACUGUGAGACUGUGGGAAAUCCUUUUCCCACUUUACACUGGUCUUUGGAUGGUCAACCUAUCAGUCAGUCUGACAAGUUUGUGAUCAGCAGUGAGCGUCUAAAUGAUGACAAAGGUCUGAGGAGCUUCAUCACUGUGGAUCAACCACAAGAGAUGGAUCGUUCCACCUUGAUGUGCCACAGCUUCAACUCUCUUGGAUCUGCCAGUCAACAAUUCCACUUUGAGCAUCAAAUCAAUGGCUGA
Messenger RNA from Acanthochromis polyacanthus (spiny chromis), 755 nucleotides. Its product is annotated as B-cell receptor CD22-like. The transcript has 4 exons. The coding region runs from base 63 to 755 and encodes 230 amino acids. The record is from RefSeq and is a predicted model, not a curated record. Lineage: Eukaryota; Metazoa; Chordata; Actinopteri; Pomacentridae.